AUGGGGCAGAAGGCCUCUCUUCCGCAGCCUGGGACCCGGUUCCAAAUCAUUGGUGCAGGCCUUCCACGCACUGGAACAGCCUCUCUCACCAUGGCCUUGGAAACCCUGCUAGAUGGCCCAAUCUGGCAUGGUGGUACGCAAACCACUCUGGGCCCUCCAUCUCAAAUCAAGGCCUGGGGGAGAAUUUUGAGACAUUGGCUAGCUGGAACAGUCCCCGAUCGAUCAGCUGCCUUGAAACUCAUCGAGCACGAAUUAGAUGGCUACGCUGCCAUCACCGAUUGCCCUGGCGGCCAACUUGUGCCCGAAUUAUUGGAACUGUACCCAACCGCCAAAGUCAUCUGUACAGUCCGCGACCCCAUCAAAUGGGAGAAGAGCCUGGAUCAAGUGAGAGGAUUCACUUUAAUGUGGUGCAUCCAGGCCAUUCUUCUGCCUCUUCCCGGCAUGCGACACUUUAUCUCAUACUGCACGCUUCUACGCGACCAAUGGGUGGAAAUAUACGGUGAAGCCAUCCCAACACGUCAGACUUACAUUCGACAUAUUUCCUGGCUGAAAGAAGUCGUUCCCGAGGACCGAUUGGUGUUUUUUGACGUGCGCGAUGGCUGGGAGCCGCUCUGUGAAGCUCUCGACAAGGAGGUUCCGAAAGACUUACCAUUCCCCCACGUCAACGAUGGGGACGCGAUAGGGGAAGUUGCGAAAUUGCAUGUGCGACGGGGCCUCACUCGAUGGGCUAUUAUUUUGACCUGCGUGGCUGCUGCGGUCGCAUACAUUGUCUAA
Molecule: messenger RNA, 774 nt
Organism: Penicillium manginii
Lineage: Eukaryota; Fungi; Ascomycota; Eurotiomycetes; Eurotiales; Aspergillaceae
Product: sulfotransferase family protein
Exons: 1
Coding region: 1-774 (257 amino acids)
Source: RefSeq, a predicted model, not a curated record